CCAGCUUUGCACCAUUAAUUCAUAAACCUCUCUUCCACUCUUGAGUCUUUCCUUCCUCCAUGGCCGUCCUCCUCCUCCUUCUCCUCAUUGCCUUUGCUGAUGCUCCAUAGUUUGGAGGAUCUCUACGCUUCCACUAUCAACGAUGAUGGGAUUGCGUUGAUGGAGUUUCGAGAUAGAGUGGAGUUGGAUCCGUACAGUGCUUUGAUGGGAUGGGGGGAUGGUGGAGACCGGGAUCCGUGCUCGUGGUUUGGGAUUGGCUGCUCCAAUGGUAGAGUCGUGGAUCUGAAUUUGGGAAAUCUUUGCCUUAGAGGAAGACUUGCACCAGAAAUUGGGAGGCUUGUUAUGUUGAAGUCUCUCGUCUUGCACAACAACUCCUUUUAUGGAGACAUCCCUAGAGAGAUCUCCAAAUUGCAGAAGCUGGAAGUGCUGGACUUAGGACACAAUAAUUUCAGCGGACUGAUUCCAUCUGAUUUAAGCAGUAUGAUGCCUCUGGGAACUAUAUUACUUGGAAACAAUAAGUUUUUAGGAAGCUUACCAACGCCUGAAAUUAAAGGUGAUCGAGAGACCUUUUUGCCAAAUAAGGGAUCUAUUACGAGAAGAAUUGGAAUAAGGAGGAUCAUGCAGGCCAAAGACGAUAGCAGAAAUAGAUCACCAUCACCAUCUCCAUCUCCUUCACUUUCACAUGCGAGUUCACCAUCACCUGCAUCACCCUCUCCUUCACCUACUCUUUCACCAUCUCCGGUGCCGGCACCUUUACCAUUGAUUCAAGAGAACCAGUUUCACACUGAUGCUAAACAACCCUCUGAUUUGCCACCACCCUCCUCUCCCAAGAAACAUUCUCCAUCAAAACCACCAGCUACUGCAGCAAGGCAUGCUUCAUCUUGGGUAAUCUACAUUGCAGUGGCAGGGGGUGUUUCCUUUCUCCUUGCCUUCACUUUAGUAUAUAUACUAUGCUGUCAGUUCAACAAGGUGGUCUCUGUAAGACCUUGGUCUACUGGCUUGAGUGGACAGUUGCAGAAAGCUUUUGUUACAGAUGGUGUGCCUGCUCUCAGACAAUUAGAACUGGAAACUGCUUGUGAAGAUUUCAGUAAUGUCAUUGGAUCUUUAUCAGAUUGCACAUUCUACAAGGGAACAUUAUCUAAUGGGGUUGAAAUAGCUGUGACAUCCAGUGUUAUUACAUCUACAAAAGAUUGGUCUAAAGAUGCUGAUUUUCAAUUCAGGAACAAGAUAUCAGCAUUUUCUAGAGUGAACCAUAAGAACUUCAUGAACCUUCUGGGAUUUUGUGCGGAAGACAGUCCUUUCAGCCGAAUGAUGGUCUUUGAAUACGCUCCAAAUGGGACACUUUUCGAGCACCUCCACAUUAAAGAAGCAGAACAUUUGGACUGGUCAUCACGUCUAAGAAUAGCAAUGGGAAUUGCAUAUUGUCUAGAACACAUGCUACAGCUGGAUCCUCCAAUUGUAGUUAGAAAUCUGAACUCAUCCUCUAUUUAUUUAACUGAAGAUUACGCUGCAAAAGUAUCAGACAUUGAAUUCCAGUAUCAUGGAAAAGAAGACAGUUCUAUCAAGGAAGGCUCAGAUGAUCCCUUGGUUGCUGCACCAUCACCAGACUCGAAGAUCAUAGUGUACAAAUUUGGAAUACUAUUGUUGGAGAUCUUAUCAGGAAGACGGCCUUUUUCAGAAGACGAUGGCCUCCUUGUACGCUGGGCUUCGUGUUACUUCAAUGGCCGAAGACCACUAAAAGGCAUGAUUGAUAUAACAUUGAAAUCUUUUAAGGAGAGAGAUCUCGGUCCGUUGAGUGAGCUUUUGAAUUCAUGUACCAGUCGUGACCCGAGGAAACGACCGACAAUGACAGAGGUCACUGACAGUUUGCGAAGAAUUACAUUGAUCUCUCCGGAGGCUGCAGCUCCUAGACUGUCUCCUUUGUGGUGGGCUGAACUUGAGAUCCUUUCCACAGAAGCUAAUUAGACACAAAAUGAAGCUGAAAAUUGUUGUUUCCUUUGGGCUGUUUGAAAUCUUGAGUUGCAGCAAAUGGCUUCUUUCUUCACAGUGAACUUAGCUGUCAAAAAUGCAUAGGCGACUUAAGCAAACAUCCUUUUGUUUUUUGGAUGUUCAUAUUGUAUACAAAAUCAGAGUUCCAAACUUUCUGGUUGGUCUCAGAAAUAACAUAAGCUUGUAGUG
Messenger RNA from Dioscorea cayenensis subsp. rotundata (Guinea yam), 2178 nucleotides. RefSeq names its product protein MALE DISCOVERER 2-like. The record is from RefSeq and is a predicted model, not a curated record. Gene Ontology annotation, biological process: protein phosphorylation. Gene Ontology annotation, molecular function: ATP binding; protein kinase activity; protein binding. NCBI's taxonomy places the organism in Eukaryota, Viridiplantae, Streptophyta, Magnoliopsida, Dioscoreales, Dioscoreaceae.